AUGGAGUCCCUCCCUGAGGCAGUCCUGAUCAGAAUCCUGGCUUCCAUACCUGCGGUGGAUUUGGUGCUGGCGUGCCGCUUGGUCUGCUGCCAGUGGAAGAACCUGGUGGAUGGAGGCCUCGCUGGAGCAGAGUCACAGGAGAAUGCAGAGAACUGGCAGAACUUCUACUUCCUGAGUAAGAAAAGGAAGAAUCUGAUCAGGAACCCGUGUGGUGAAGAAGCCUUGCAGCACUGGGGAGAGGUAGAGAAUGGAGGUGAUGGCUGGAAAAUUGAAGAGCUCCCUGGGGACUUUGGAAAAGAAUUCCCUAGUGAAGAAGUCCGUAAAUACUUUGUUACAUCUUAUGAGUGGUGUCGCAAGGCUCAGGUCAUUGACCUUAGGGCUGAGGGCUACUGGGAAGAGCUGAUGGACACAACCCAGCCUAAAGUCGUGGUGAAGGACUGGUACGCAGGACGCAGUGACGCUGGCUGCCUCUACGAGCUCUGUGUGAAGCUGCUUUCCGAGAAUGAGGAUGUUCUGGCUGAGUACAAAAGCGAGACUAUUGCCAUCCCACAGGACAACGAUGCCAACUGGACUGAGAUCUCCCACACCUUUUCCAACUAUGGGCCUGGGGUCCGCUUUGUGCGCUUUGAACACGGUGGCCAGGACACGCUGUUCUGGAAGGGCUGGUAUGGUGUGCGUGUUACCAACAGCA
Messenger RNA from Eurypyga helias (sunbittern), 691 nucleotides. RefSeq names its product F-box protein 2 (gene FBXO2). Gene Ontology annotation, cellular component: cytoplasm; SCF ubiquitin ligase complex. The record is from RefSeq and is a predicted model, not a curated record. Gene Ontology annotation, biological process: glycoprotein catabolic process; SCF-dependent proteasomal ubiquitin-dependent protein catabolic process. The annotation marks the transcript as partial. Lineage: Eukaryota; Metazoa; Chordata; Aves; Eurypygiformes; Eurypygidae. The transcript has 6 exons. Gene Ontology annotation, molecular function: ubiquitin protein ligase activity; protein binding.